AUGACGAAAGCCAAGGGUAUAAAACCGCUCUCCUCCCAGCGCCAGGUCACUUCCAACCAAUCUGGGAAGACAGAAUAUCUUCUGUUCCGAGUGUACAUCACAGGCAGCACCACCCAGCCCUCGACCCCACCACCCUGCUCCACCCACGGGGCGUUCCAGCUGCCGGGCUUCCAGGCUGCUGGAGACUUGAUGAUCGGGGGGAUUUUCCCCCUCCACUACCGGGUGGAGCUGCCCAUCACAAACUACACCUCCGUGCCCCAGAAGGCCCAGUGCCAUGGGUUUGACCCCAGAGCGUUCCGCUGGGCUCAGACCCUGAGGCUGGCCGUGGAGCAGAUCAACCAGAACCAGGAGUUUCUGCCCAACCACACUCUGGGGUACAAGAUCUUCGACUCGUGUUCCACGCCCAACACGGCCCUCAGGGCGGCUCUAUCUUCGCUGAACGGACCAGGGGAGGAGAACAGCCCCCUGUGUUCUGGUACCGGACGUCUGCUGGCGCUGGUCGGGGAGUCUGGUUCUUCACAGUCCAUCGUCGUGUCCAGAACUCUGCAGCCGUUCAGAAUCCCCAUGAUAAGCUACUUCUCCACCUGCUCCUGCCUCAGCAAUAGGAAGGAGUUCCCAAACUUCUUCCGCAUGGUUCCCAACGACGACUACCAGGUGAAGGCCCUGGUUCGCCUGCUGCAGCACUUCGGCUGGCGGUGGAUCGGGGUGGUCCUGGAGGACCACGACUACGGGCGCUUCGCCCUGCAGGGCCUGCGGAGGGAGAUCCAGGGCACUGACGUCUGCCUGGCCUACAGCGAGAUGAUCCCCAAAGAUUACAGCCGUGAGCGGGUGCUGCAGAUCCUGGAGGUGAUGCGGACCUCCUCGGCACGUGUAGUGGUGGUGUUCUCGGUCGAGGGGGAGUUGUACCCCUUCCUACAGGAGUUUGAGAAGCAGAAGAUCCUGGGGCUCCAGUGGGUGGCCAGCGAGGCGUGGGUCAGCGCCAAGGUUCUGGCGGAGUCCUUCCCCUUCCUGGAUGGAACGGUGGGCUUUGCGCUCCGCGAGGGGAAGGUCCCAGGGCUUGGGGAGUUUGUGCGGAAGGUGAACCCCCAGACCCCUCUGCCCCCCUCCACUGCCCCUCUGCCCCUCUGCACAGGUAAGGAGGUUCUCCUGGAGCAACAGUCUGCCUACAUGGACUUUUCUGGGCCCAGAGUGUCGUAUAACGUGUACAAGGCUGUGUAUGCCAUCGCCCACUCUCUCCACAACCUCCUCAGCUGCCAGCCUGGUGCAGGGCCCUUCCUCAACCAGUCCUGUGCUCUCAGCAGCAACAUUCACCCCUGGCAGCUUCAGCACUAUCUCCAGGAAGUGUCCUUUAAUGCAUCUGGAGAGGAGGUGAACUUUGACCUGAAAGGAGGCUCCAUCCCCUCCUAUGACCUGAUGAACUGGCAGAGGAACCCUGAUGGAAACCCCCAGUUUGUGAAGGUCGGCCUGUUUGACGGAACAAAGGAUUCUGGGAAGGAGCUGGUGAUCCAGGAGGAGGCAAUAGCAGUGGUGUCUGUGUGCAGCUCCAGCUGUGCUCCAGGAUCCAGGAAGGCUGUCCGUCAUGGGGAGCCACUGUGCUGCUUUGACUGUGUACCAUGUGACAGCGCCAAGAUCAGUAAUCAGACAGAUUCUAUAGAGUGCACUGUUUGUCCUGAGGACUUCUGGUCGAACGACGAUGGCACCAGGUGCAUCCCCAAGACAGUGGAGUUCCUGUCCCAUGACGCCAUGGGCUUGUCUCUGACGGUGAUCGCCGUAGUGGGAGCCUGUCUGACCAUAGCUGUCCUGGGGGUCUUCCUCCACAACAGGAACACCCCCAUCGUCCGUAUCAACAACUCAGAGCUGAGUUUCUUCAUCCUGAUCUCCCUGACUCUCUGCUUCCUGUGUGCGCUGGUCUUUGUGGGGGAGCCCACUUCCUGGUCCUGCAUGCUGCGUCACACGGCCUUCAGCAUCACCUUCUCCCUCUGCAUCUCCUGCAUCCUGGGCAAGACCCUGGUGGUCCUGGCUGCCUUCACCUCCACCAGGCCCGGGAACAACAUCAUGAGGUGGCUGGGGCCCAGGCAGCAGAGGGUCAUCAUCUUCAGCUGCACCCUGGUCCAGGUGGUCAUCUGUACAGCCUGGCUCACAGACGCCCCUCCCUUCCCCUCCAGGAACUCCCAGUACCAAAGCUCCAAGAUCAUUCUAGAAUGCAGCGUGGGCUCCAGCCUGGCGUUCUGGUGCGUUCUGGGAUACAUCAGCCUCCUGGCCUGCCUGUGCUUCGUCUUGGCCUUCCUGGCCCGCAAGCUGCCCGGCAACUUCAACGAGGCCAAGUUCAUCACCUUCAGCAUGCUGAUCUUCUGCGCCGUGUGGGUGUCGUUCAUUCCGGCGUACGUCAGCUCUCCCGGGAAGUACGCCGACGCAGUGGAGACCUUUGCCAUCCUGGCCUCCAGUUACGGCCUGCUCUUCUGCCUGUUCGCUCCCAAGUGUUUCAUCAUCCUCCUGAGGCCUGAGCAGAACACCAAACAGCAUCUCAUGGGGAAGAAAUAA
Messenger RNA from Hypomesus transpacificus, 2541 nucleotides. RefSeq names its product extracellular calcium-sensing receptor-like. The record is from RefSeq and is a predicted model, not a curated record. NCBI's taxonomy places the organism in Eukaryota, Metazoa, Chordata, Actinopteri, Osmeriformes, Osmeridae. Gene Ontology annotation, molecular function: G protein-coupled receptor activity. The coding region runs from base 1 to 2541 and encodes 846 amino acids. Gene Ontology annotation, cellular component: membrane. Gene Ontology annotation, biological process: G protein-coupled receptor signaling pathway. The transcript has 8 exons.